Messenger RNA from Chelonoidis abingdonii (Abingdon island giant tortoise), 2828 nucleotides. The record is from RefSeq and is a predicted model, not a curated record. Lineage: Eukaryota; Metazoa; Chordata; Testudines; Testudinidae.
ACACCCCCGGCACCCAGUAGGCUGCCGCUUCGGAGCGGCUCCCGGCCGGGCUGGGCUAUUCCCGGCGCUGCCGCUCUGGAGCAGAAGCGAAAGCAGCGGCCCGAAUGAGGAGGACUGCGGAAGUGCCCACGCCCCCGGCUGCACUGGAGCCGAGAGGCUGGUGUGCCGGCCCCUCUAGGACCCGGGCUCUUGCGAGUCUGUCCCGCGCCUUCUCCCGCAGACGGCGGCCAGGCGGGUGGUGUCAGCGGGAUGCUGCUCCAGCUGAGCGCCGAGUUUGAUCUCCAGAGCGAUGUGGUCCCGUGGCUCUUGGCGCAAGGUCCGGCAGCGGCUCUAGACACUUUAGAGAAGAAUGCAGCAACACCGUACGUAGUAAAUGUUGAAAGAAAUGGAAAAAUUAUUUAUACUUGGAAGGGAAAUGGGAGUACCUGCAUUGGAUUAUAUGAUCCUCUUAAUAAACAAAAUGAGCAUCUGUAUACCUUUGAAAAAGAUCUACACGUAAUCAGUUGUUCGAUCAACAAUGAAAAGACAUUACUAGCAGUCAGUUUUCUUCAGUCAACAAAGGAAGAAAGACUAAAUCAGCUACUGCAGCCAGUAUCUAAGUGUUUGACCUUGCUCAUUGAAAUUCACCCAGUUAAUAAUCUAAGAGUCCUAAAGGCUGUGGAUACCUGUAUCAGAGUACAGUUUCUCUAUCCAGCUGCAAACAGAAAUCCUUUUCAAGAAAGCCAUCUCUUACUAAUUUCAGAAGAUAAAUAUAUUGAACAAUUUCACAUUCAUGUUGUCACAGAAGAUCACCACAAAGUGGUGAUUCAAAACUCAGGCCAGCUCCCAAGAGACAGAGUUGCAGAUGAUCUCAUUUGGGCACAAUGGGAUAUGACAGAACAAAGACUCUUCUACAUUGUUCCAAAGGAAUCAAGGAAUAUCUUAAAAUGUAUCCAGUUUUACCCUGAUGAAAACUUUAAUUUAAUACUUGAAGCAUCCCUGGACAUCUCUUUAAGAAACAUAGGAUUAAAAUUUGUGAAUUUUGGCUAUGAUUACUCUCAAGACCAAGAGAUGGAACCUAGAUCUCUGAAUCUGCAAGUUUUUACCAGUAAAACAGGAAGUUUUUGUCUGUGUUGUAGCCAGGCUCCUGAUAUUCCGAAGGAGGUCACGUACUCAGUUUCUUUUUUACAUAAAGGUUACAGCAAAACCUUUACAGUUGCUCUACAAAGAACAGAUUACCCACAAGUGAAGGAAGCAGCUUUUUUGAAUCUUGACUAUUACGUGGCUGUUUAUUUGCCUGGCCACUUUCUACACCUCCUCAAUACUCAACAUCCUGACCUGAUGUGCUAUAAUUUGUUUCUGACAGGUGAGGAUGCGAGAAUCAGCAUGCUGCACAAAAGUUCCAUCCAGUCCCCGUUCAAGUCAGCUGUCUGGGACUGCUGCUCAGAAAGAAUGUUUACUGUAAGAAUAAAUGAGAGCUCCUUGAUGCAAUUCCUCUGGAACAGCAAACUGGACAGUGAUAAACUGGCAGCGCUGCACUGUGCUCUUCUACAUGUCAGAAGUACAACAGAUUUGGAAAUGCAGAUUAUUCAGUGGAUUUCUGAGAACCUGUCAGUAUGUUCUACAUUUGACCCCUUACAGGAAUUUAUCAUUGCUUCCUUAUACUGGGCAAUGUGUCCAGAGACUAGCAAGCUGGAUAAACUUUUGCCAUAUACGUCACUGCUGUACUGGAAUGGGAUUAUCCCUGGAGUAACAUGCAUAACAGAGAUUAUUUCUUUACCUGAAUUAAAGGUUCAAAAUUGUAAAGGCUUCUGGGAAAAGCUAAACUUAAACCUGGAGUGUGCGAAGUACGCCGAGCCACACUUGCAUUACAACAACAAUGUGCUCAGGAGAGAAUGGUGUAAGCUACUUUCAGAAGAGGUAAAUGAACAGAUCAGAUAUUACAACUCAAGUAAACUCUGCAGUGAAGAGAAGCCCUUAGAUUCUAAUGGCAUCUCACAGCCCAAGGUGCUUUCCAAUCUUGCUGCAUGGAACUUGGAGGAAAGGCUAGUUCCUCUUUUUCAAGAGGAAGACUACCCGCAGCGAUUAUUAAUCGGACUAAUGGUUGCUCAGUUGAAAGAUCAUCUUAUGAGGCAUCUACAAUAUGUUGGAAAAAUGAAGGUUGACCAGAUAGUUCUGGAAUAUGUUUCAAAACUGCUGGAUCUGAUCUGUCGGAUAAUGGAAGCUGUUUGGAGGAAAUACAGUCUUCAGUCCUGCGUUCUCUGCUUGGACGAGCGAGGAAGCGCGGCAGAGUGUGCAGCUUUCCACGUCAUGAGUCGGAUUCUAGAAGCUGUCAAUGGAAUGUGUAUGCCCCUGCCUCCUGGUUUUCAUACUUUGCACAUAGGGCUUGGAGUUAGAUGUCUGCCUUUGCAUACCCUGCUGCAUUACAUUGAUAAUGGGGUGUUACAGCUGACUGAGACAUGUGCUAUAAAACUUUUGAAAGAUCUGGACAACACUGAGAAGAAUGAAAAGCUAAAAUUUAGUAUCUUUACAAGGCUUCCUGAGGCAAUUGGUCACAAGGUCAGUCAGCUGUGGAAUCAUCCUGUCAACUCUAAUUUUAUUGCAAGGAACUCCGUUAAACUUUUGCUUGAUAAACUUAGGAACAGACAGCAUAACAGACCAGUGGGGGACAGACUGUCCAUCCAUCUAGAGUUUCUGCCACUUAACUACUUAGUUGAUAUGCUGGCAGAGGUAGAGGAUCAAGGUCUGAAUCCAUUUGAGGAAGAAGACAAUGUGAAUGCAAAAUUUGUAGAGGAAACAGCACUGAAACACACCAUGAUGCUUUUAGGCCUGUAGUACUGCUAAAAUAU